Papaver somniferum (opium poppy) is the source of this 735-nucleotide messenger RNA. RefSeq lists its product as uncharacterized. The transcript is spliced from 3 exons. The record is from RefSeq and is a predicted model, not a curated record. NCBI's taxonomy places the organism in Eukaryota, Viridiplantae, Streptophyta, Magnoliopsida, Ranunculales, Papaveraceae. Bases 50 to 667 code for a protein of 205 amino acids.
ACAACAAUUUCAACAACAACAACAACAACCACAAAAUCAGGGGUCAAGUAUGGAAGAGUUGCUGAAAUCUUUUAUGCAAAGAAUGGAGAGUACGGUUAAGGAGUUGCAAACCCAAGUUGGUUCUAUAGCUAUUGAGUUGAACCAGUUGAAGGCACAAAAUGGUGGGAAACUCCCUUCUCAACAUAUCAACCUAAAAGAGGUUGUCAAUGCAAUUACGUUGAGAAGUGGUACACACCUUGUGCAACCCGAAGUUACUGAUUCGUCCAAAGAGGAAGCUCCAAAGGAACCUGUUUUGGAGGAGAAGAAUGAGGAUUCUCCCCAAAUUUCUGAGGUACCUAUUUUUAACUCUAAAACUCCUGGUUUUACUUAUGUUCCUCCUUUACCUUUUCCUCGCAGAUUUGUAAAUUCCAAGAAGGUGGAACUAGAAAAGGAUAUUUUAGACAUUCUUAAUAAGAUCCAUGUGAAUAUACCACUCAUAGAUGCAAUCAAGCAAGUUCCAAAGGAUGCAAAAGUGUUGAAGAACUUGUGUACCAACAAGCAAAGGCUCAAAGGAGCAAAAACUUCUAAGGGUGCUAAGGAAGUAAAAGACGGCCAUAGGGUGGACAAUCGCCGAUAUCAAGGGUAUAAGCCCUGUCGUUUGUACGCACAAGAUCCGUUUGGAGGAUGAUGGAAAGCCUACAAGGUUACAAUCAGAUUGUGAUAGCACCGGAGGAUCAAGAGAAGACUACUUUCACU